Lingula anatina is the source of this 18572-nucleotide messenger RNA. RefSeq names its product dynein axonemal heavy chain 5. Gene Ontology annotation, biological process: microtubule-based movement. Gene Ontology annotation, cellular component: axonemal dynein complex. NCBI's taxonomy places the organism in Eukaryota, Metazoa, Brachiopoda, Lingulata, Lingulida, Lingulidae. Gene Ontology annotation, molecular function: dynein intermediate chain binding; dynein light intermediate chain binding; ATP binding. The record is from RefSeq and is a predicted model, not a curated record.
UGGCGGAGACGAGCGACCUUUUCACAGGUUGUCAACGCUAAAAGAAGUUAAAGACAAGAAUAAGGACAAACAAUCAGAAUUUAACUAUUAGGAGUGUUUUAAACAGACUCUUUGGAGUCAAAUCUAGUCAAUUCCGGCGUUGUGCAGUGAUUUGAAACGGAGAAAUAGAACUAUGGCGGACAAACCGAAGUCAAGAGGAAAGGCGAGCGCAGAGGCGAAGAAUAAGUCUCGACUCGCUGGACUUGCUCCUGGAGAAAAUAUUGCCCUUAAACAACAAAGACUAAAGGAGGAGCGCGAGGCAAGACGAGCCAAGCUAGAUGACCGCCAUUACUACAUGCUGGUCACUGUGGCUGACCGCCUGGGACUUGAGAGGAAUGAGGUGGAGGACGCCAUUCUGGAGGGGAAACAGAUUGAAAUGAUGGAUGAUUUCUUCUGUGCAGAUGGCACAAAUCAUCUGACAUUUUUCUACCAAGAACCUGACCUUGAGAAAGAUGGAGUGACUGUGGAUUUUCAGCUACCAAAAGAGGAAUCUCGGCGCAAGUCAGGCGCAAUUGACCACAUGCGGUUGGGCCCCCCAGGGCAGCCGACCAAGAAGGCGUCCAAACCCAAAGUGUUUGUGGCAGACGCUAAGAGCACCCCUUUACAUGGCACCUGUCUGUUCUUCAUCAGAGUGGACCCCAAGAAGGCCAUCACAGAGGCCAACAUUGUACAGGAGGUCAACUUCACAGUCAUGGAGACCAAUGGUCAGUCCAACGGCUGUGGCCUGCUCUCAGCCAUCGAGUACCUGCUGACCACCAUCUUUAUCCCGGUGUUGAAGCGUCUGGAGAAAGGCUGGGGGCAGCUGGAGGGCAAGACUGGAGACAUGGUCAAGGCAGACUUUAUGAACCAUCUGGACUCGUUUGUAUCUGUACUAGCAGGAGCCCAGGAGAGUCUUGAAGACAAAGUGAACCUUACUCCCUGUGAGAAGUAUGACCUGUCCAAGAUCCAGUCCCCAGCAGAGUUUCAGGCCAUUGCUAACAGCACAGAGGCUUUAGAGGGGAUAGAAGAGACCAUAGCUGUCUGGAUAAAGCAGAUAGAACAGGUACUGGCUGAGAGUGAACAGAUGAGGAAGGAGGCAGACGACAUUGGUCCCAGGGCCGAACUAGACCACUGGAAGAAGAGAAUGUCAAAGUUUAACUAUCUGCUGGACCAGAUCAAGGGGCCAGAGGUCAAGGCCGUCCUGGGAGUGCUGCAGGCUGCCAAGUCUAAGACCAUUAAGACAUGGCAAGAGUUAGAUCGCAGAAUAACAGAUGCUGCCAAUGAGGCCAAAGAUAACGUCAAGUAUCUGUACACCCUGGACAAGUUCUGUGACCCCCUCUAUAACAGUGAUCCUGUUGGAAUGUUGGAGGCCAUCCCAGGUCUGAUCAAUGCUAUUCGUAUGGUCCACAGUAUAUCAAGGUAUUACAACACCUCUGAGAGAAUGACCUCCCUCUUUGUCAAGUGCACAAAUCAAAUGAUCACUGCCUGUAAAGGGUACAUCACAUGUGGGGGUAUUGAGACCAUAUGGACGCAGGCGACAGACGAAGUCCUCAAGAAGCUCCAGGAUUGUAUCAAACUGAACGACGAGUACCAGCGAUGCUUUCAGCGCACAAAGCAGAAGUUGGAAACCAUGCCAAACGAGAGACAGUUCGAGUUCUCCGAGAUGUACAUCUUUGGGAAGUUUGACACAUUUACACGGAGGUUGAAGAAGAUUACGGAGAUGUUUAACACCAUGGAGAUGUACUCUCACUUGGCAGAGUCCAAGAUUGAAGGUAUGGAAAUCAUGGCCAACAAGUUCAGUGUGAUUGUGACCUCCUUGAAGAAGAAGCCAUACGACUACCUGGACCAGAGAAAGAUGGACUUUGACCAGGACUUUGAAGAUUUCAAGAGACAAAUUCAGGAACUUCAUAGCGGCAUCAUCAUGUUCAUGGACCAACGUUUUGAGAAGAUAACCAGCACUGCUAGAGCUUUGUGGAUGCUGAGGAGAUUUGAGCGCCUAAAUCUCCCCAAUCUAGGAAUUCCUGAGAAAUAUGCCAAGAUUCUCAACAAAUACGGCAGAGAUAUUGAAAGCGUGUCAAAAUCGUACCAGAGAGAUAAGACAGAGCCUCCCAUUGGUAGAGAUCUCCCACCAAUUGCAGGUAAGAUAGCGUGGGCGCGUCAGUUGUACCGUAGGAUCCAGGAACCCAUGGAGGUGUUCCAGCAGCACCCCACCAUCCUGCAGGGUCCUGAGGCCAAGAGAAUCAUCAAAAACUUUAACAAACUGGCCAAAGUGCUCCUGGAGUAUGAGGUCCUAUAUCACAGGGGCUGGAUUAGACAGGUUGAGGCAGCCAAGUCUGGUCUCCAAGCCUCCCUCAUUGUACGUCACCCAGAGACCCAAGAGCUCUACGUGAACUUUGACCCCCAAAUUAUCACCCUAAUCAGAGAGACGGAGUGCAUGGUACGCCUGGGACUGGAGAUCCCUCCUGCUGCCAAAAAUCUGCGCGCCAAGCAGGAGCAGUUCAAAGAGAAUUACAACAUGCUCACUCUGAUGCUGGCAGAGAACAAGCGUGUUCGAGAUAAAAUCCCUGCGUCGUUUGAGCCCCUGAUGACCCCCCACACCAACAAAGUGGACGAUGUGAUUGAGCCUGGUCUGACCACUCUAACCUGGACAUCCAUGAACAUUGAUUUAUUUGUCAAAGAUGUCUACGCAGCCCUGGAAGAGCUGGAGCUCCUGAUAGACCGCGCAAAUGAUCUCACAGAGUUCCGAAUUGACGCCAUCUUGCACGAGAUGAGCACCACGACUCUCUGCGAGUUCCCAGAUGAAGUACCGUGGACUGUGGAUGAAUUCAUGCAAAGAACACAGCAACUGUGCAGUGCUGGUGCCCUCACUCUCAAUUCUAAGAGCAUCAACGUGGAAGACGCGGCCAAUGAACUGAUCAACAUGUUGUGUGACUUUGGCCCUGAGGAGUCAGAAGCUGAGCCAGAGGAGGAUGAGGAUAAAGAUGAGAAUGGUGAGAAGGGCAGUAGAGCAGGCAGCCCCACUCCGUCCAGGUCCUCCCAGACAGGAAGUCGCCAGGGCUCCCAGCGCCCCAUAUCCCAGGGUGCCAAAAAGCACAGGAACAAGAAGAAGGAGAUGCGUGAAUCCAUGGAGGAGACAGCCAUGGAGCUCCUUAGCCAUUUUAACCAUCGCAACCUGGACUCCCUUCUGAAGGUGACGAGAAACACCCUGGAGUCACUGAGGAAGAGAAUUAUUUCAUCUUCUACUGUGUCUUAUAUUGAUUUGGGUGACAGCACCAAGAGUCGUCCUUUCUUCAAGACAGAUGCCGUUCUGGCUAUUCCCAACAUUGUGAUGCAGCCAGCUCUGGACGAGGUCCAACAAACAGUCAACAAGGUGGCCUUGACCAUCCUUAGUGUUUCUAAGGGCGUCGCCCAGUGGAGCAAAGAACGUCGGAAGACGGUCAAGAAAACAGAACGUUCCGGGUCAUUCUCAGAGCACCAUAACGAUCGCAGAUCAAGCAUAGGGAGCAUUGCCGCGUCCGAGGUGUCACAUGUGGGAGCUGGUGGACGACGAGGUAGCCGUGGUCGGCUGGAAGCAGGGGAGAGUAUGACCAGUUUGACCGUUCAACAGCAGCCUAAGAACUACUACAAGCAGGUGUCUGAGAACAAAGAAGUAGCCAAGAUGGUGGGCCUGCUCCAGACAUCCAUUAACUCCACCAAGAAGGAGGUCAACUUCACAGUCAUGGAGACCAAUGGUCAGUCCAACGGCUGUGGCCUGCUCUCGGCCAUUGAGUACCUUCUGACCACCAUCUUUAUCCCGGUGUUGAAGCGUCUGGAGAAAGGCUGGGGGCAGCUGGAGGGCAAGACUGGAGACAUGGUCAAGGCAGACUUCAUGAACCAUCUGGACUCGUUUGUAUCUGUACUGGCAGGAGCCCAGGAGAGUCUUGAAGAUAAAGUGAACCUUACUCCCUGUGAGAAGUAUGACCUGUCCAAGAUCCAGUCCCCGGCCGAGUUCCAGGCCAUUGCUAACAGCACAGAGGCUUUAGAGGGGAUAGAAGAGACCAUAGCUGUCUGGAUAAAACAGAUAGAACAGGUCCUGGCGGAGAGUGAACAGAUGAGGAAGGAGGCAGACGACAUUGGUCCGAGGGCUGAACUGGACCACUGGAAGAAGAGAAUGUCCAAGUUUAACUAUCUGCUGGACCAGAUUAAGGGACCAGAGGUCAAGGCCGUCCUCGGGGUGCUGCAGGCUGCAAAGUCUAAGACCAUUAAGACUUGGCAAGAGUUGGAUCGCAGGAUAACAGAUGCCGCCAACGAGGCCAAAGAUAACGUCAAAUAUCUGUACACCCUGGACAAGUUCUGUGACCCCCUCUAUAACAGUGAUCCUGUUGGAAUGUUGGAGGCCAUCCCAGGUCUGAUCAAUGCUAUCCGCAUGGUUCACAGUAUAUCAAGGUAUUACAACACCUCUGAGAGAAUGACCUCCCUCUUUGUCAAGUGCACAAAUCAAAUGAUCACUGCCUGUAAGGGAUACAUCACGUGUGGGGGUAUCGAGACCAUAUGGACGCAGGCAACAGAUGAAGUCCUCAAGAAGCUCCAGGACUGUAUCAAACUGAACGACGAGUACCAGCGAUGCUUUCAGCGCACAAAGCAGAAGUUGGAAACCAUGCCAAAUGAGAGACAGUUUGAGUUCUCGGAGAUGUACAUCUUUGGGAAGUUUGACACGUUUACGCGGAGGUUGAAGAAGAUUACGGAGAUGUUUAACACCAUGGAGAUGUACUCACACCUGGCGGAGUCCAAGAUUGAAGGUAUGGAAAUCAUGGCCAACAAGUUCAGUGUGAUUGUGACCUCCUUGAAGAAGAAGCCAUACGACUACCUGGACCAGAGAAAGAUGGACUUUGACCAGGACUUUGAAGAUUUCAAGAGACAAAUUCAAGAACUUCAUAGCGGUAUCAUCAUGUUCAUGGACCAACGUUUUGAGAAGAUAACCAGCACUGCGAGAGCUUUGUGGAUGCUGAGGAGAUUUGAGCGCCUAAAUCUCCCAAAUCUGGGAAUUCCUGAGAAAUAUGCCAAGAUUCUCAACAAAUACGGCAGAGAUAUUGAAAGUGUUUCAAAAUCCUACCAGAGAGAUAAGACAGAGCCUCCUAUUGGUAGAGAUCUCCCACCAAUUGCAGGUAAGAUAGCGUGGGCGCGUCAGCUAUAUCGUAGGAUCCAGGAACCAAUGGAGGUGUUCCAACAGCACCCCACCAUCCUGCAGGGUCCUGAGGCCAAGAGAAUCAUCAAAAACUUUAACAAACUGGCCAAAGUGCUCCUGGAGUAUGAGGUCCUAUAUCACAGAGGAUGGAUUAGACAGGUGGAGGCAGCCAAGUCUGGUCUCCAAGCCUCCCUCAUUGUACGUCACCCAGAGACCCAAGAGCUCUACGUGAACUUUGACCCCCAAAUUAUCACACUGAUCAGAGAGACGGAGUGCAUGGUGCGCCUGGGACUGGAGAUCCCUCCUGCUGCCAAAAAUCUGCGUGCCAAGCAGGAGCAGUUCAAAGAGAAUUACAACAUGCUGACUCUGAUGCUGGCAGAGAACAAGCGUGUUCGAGAUAAAAUCCCUGCGUCGUUUGAGCCCCUGAUGACCCCCCACACCAACAAAGUGGACGAUGUGAUUGAACCUGGUCUGACCACUCUAACCUGGACAUCCAUGAACAUUGAUUUAUUUGUCAAAGAUGUCUAUGCAGCCCUGGAAGAGCUGGAGCUCCUGAUAGACCGCGCAAAUGAUCUCACAGAGUUCAGAAUUGACGCCAUCUUGCACGAGAUGAGCACCACGACUCUCUGCGAGUUCCCUGAUGAAGUACCGUGGACUGUGGAUGAAUUCAUGCAAAGAACACAGCAACUGUGCAGUGCUGGUGCCCUCACUCUCAAUUCUAAGAGUAUCAAUGUAGAAGACGCGGCCAACGAACUCAUCAACAUGUUGUGUGACUUCGGCCCUGAGGAGUCGGAGGCUGAGCCAGAGGAGGAUGAGGAUAAAGAUGAGAAUGGUGAGAAGGGCAGUAGAGCAGGCAGCCCCACUCCGUCCAGGUCCUCCCAGACAGGAAGUCGCCAGGGCUCCCAGCGUCCCAUUUCCCAGGGUGCCAAAAAACACAGGAACAAGAAGAAGGAGAUGCGUGAAUCCAUGGAGGAGACGGCCAUGGAGCUCCUGAGCCAUUUCAACCAUCGCAACCUGGACUCCCUUCUGAAGGUGACGAGAAACACCCUGGAGUCACUGAGGAAGAGAAUUAUUUCAUCAUCUACUGUGUCUUAUAUUGAUUUGGGUGACAGCACCAAGAGUCGUCCUUUCUUCAAGACAGAUGCAGUUCUGGCUAUUCCCAACAUCGUGAUGCAGCCAGCUCUGGACGAGGUCCAACAAACAGUCAACAAGGUGGCCUUAACCAUCCUAAGUGUUUCUAAGGGCGUCGCCCAGUGGAGCAAAGAACGUCGGAAGACGGUCAAGAAAACGGAGCGUUCCGGGUCGUUCUCAGAGCACCAUAACGACCGCAGAUCAAGCAUAGGGAGCAUUGCCGCGUCCGAGGUGUCACAUGUGGGAGCUGGUGGGCGACGAGGUAGCCGUGGUCGGCUGGAAGCAGGGGAGAGUAUGACCAGUUUGACCGUUCAACAGCAGCCUAAGAACUACUACAAGCAGGUGUCUGAGAACAAAGAAGUAGCCAAGAUGGUGGGCCUGCUCCAGACAUCCAUUAACUCCACCAAGAAGGAAAUCACCACUGCCCUGGACACCUUCAAGCACUACCAUGUGAUCUGGGAGAAAGACAUGGAGGAAGACCUGAAAGAAUUUAUGAAACAGGAGCCAAAACUGUCCGAGUUUGAGGCAAAGAUCUUACACUACAAUGAGCUGGAAGCCAUGGUGAAUGCUGAGCCAGACUUCUAUGAUGUGGGCGCCAUUGCUCUGUACACUGAAAAACUCAAGCUUGGUCUGACCACCGAGACCAAAGCCUGGAGGAUACACUACGGCAAGGCCUGCAACCACAAGUAUGCCACAGAAAUGCAGGAGAUCUUCGACUUCAUUGAGGAAACCACCAAGAGGCUGAGCCGACCAAUCAAAGACCUGGAUGAUAUCCGCUUUGUCAUGGCGGGACUGAAAGAAAUUCGGGAGAAGGAAAUUAGACUGGACAUGAAUAUCGGGCCCAUUGAGGAGUCUUAUGCAAUGCUCGUAAAACACGAACUCCCCGUAGAGCGCGAGGAGAUGGAGCGUGUGGACACACUUCGGUACUCCUGGGAGCGCAUGAACGCACAGGCCGUUGAGAUGUCGCACUAUCUUGUCAAGAUUCAACCAGACUUCCGUAGUGAACUUAUCGACAAUGUUCAGGUCUUUGCUGAGGACUGUAAGGACUUCUAUGGGGACUACGCCACAGCUGGCCCCAUGGUGGCAGGAGUUCCACCCAGAGAGGCGUCAGAGAGGCUGCUGAUUUUCCAGAACCGCUUCGACACCCUGUUCCGCAAGUACACCACAUAUACAGGGGGUGAGGAACUUUUUGGUCUCCCUGUCACACCCUACCCAGAACUCUUACAGAUCAAAAAGGAGCUGAAUCUGCUCCAGAAGCUGUAUGGCCUGUACAACGCUGUCAUAGAAACAGUCAAUAGUUACUACGACAUUCUGUGGCAGGAGGUGAACAUUGAGAAGAUCAACACAGAGUUACUGGACUUUCAGAACAAAUGCCGCAAGCUGCCUCGAGCACUAAAAGAAUGGCCAGCUUUUGAAGACUUGCGUAAGACCAUUGACGACUUUAAUGAGAUGGUUCCGCUUCUGGAGUUGAUGACAAACAAAGCCAUGAAACCGCGUCAUUGGCAGAGAAUGGCGGAGCUGACAGGUCACGUAUUUGACGUGGAGAAUGAGAACUUUACUCUAAGGAACAUUCUGGAGGCUCCCCUGCUGAAGUACAAGGAAGAGAUUGAGGAUAUCUGUAUCUCCGCUGUGAAGGAGAAGGAUAUCGAGGCCAAGCUGAAACAGGUCAUCGCAGAAUGGAACAGCCAUGAUUUCCAUUUUGGUAACUUCAAGAACCGUGGCGAGCUCCUGCUGCGUGGUGAUAACACCAGUGAGAUUGUGGCGCUGAUGGAAGAUUCUUUGAUGAUCCUGAGCUCGUUGCUUAGCAACAGAUACAACGCCCCCUUCAAGAAGCAGAUCCAGACCUGGGUACAGAACCUGUCUAACUCCACAGAGAUCAUUGAGAACUGGAUGACAGUACAGAACCUGUGGGUAUACCUGGAGGCCGUCUUUGUGGGGGGUGACAUCGCUAAACAACUGCCACAGGAAGCCAAGAGGUUCUCCAACAUAGACAAGUCCUGGAUACGCAUCAUGCAGCGAGCCCACGAGACUCCCAAUGUGAUCCAGUGUUGUGUUGGUGACGAGACCCUGAUGCAACUACUACCACAUCUGCUGGAACAACUGGAACUUUGCCAGAAAUCUCUCACUGGCUAUCUCGAGAAGAAACGUCUGCUGUUCCCACGUUUCUUCUUCGUGUCAGACCCUGCUCUCCUGGAGAUCUUGGGUCAGGCCAGCGACCCUCAUACCAUCCAGGCACAUCUCCUCAGUGUGUUUGAUAACACCAAACUUGUCAAGUUCCACGAGAAGAAUUACGACCAGAUUCUGUCUAUUGUGUCUUCAGAGGGAGAGACAGUUGAUCUUGAGAAGCCGGUGAAGGCAGAAGGUAAUGUAGAGGUCUGGCUUAUGGCACUGAUGUUGAUGGCACAGAAAUCUCUCCACGGUGUCAUCAGAACUGCUGCCAUGGCGAUACAGGACAGCGGCUUUAACCUGCUGGAGUUCCUGAACAUGUUCCCCGCACAGGUCGGCCUCUUGGGUAUUCAGCUGAUUUGGACCAGAGACGCCGACGAGGCACUGAAAAAUGCCAAAUACGACAAGAAAGUCAUGGCGGGCACCAACCAGGCCUUCCUGGAGCUGCUGAACCUGCUGAUUGCACAGACGACACGGGAGUUGACUAAAGUGGAGAGGACAAAGUUCGAGACCCUUAUCACCAUCCAUGUACAUCAGAGAGACAUUUUUGAUGACUUGUGUCGUAUGCACAUCAAGUCCCCCCAGGACUUCGAGUGGCUGAAGCAGACGCGUUUCUACUUCAUUGAGGACCAAGACAAGACCCUGAUCUCUAUCACUGACGUGGACUUUAUUUACCAGAAUGAAUUCCUGGGGUGCACAGAGAGACUUGUCAUCACUCCACUGACUGAUAGAUGUUACAUCACUCUAGCCCAGGCCCUGGGGAUGUCCAUGGGGGGUGCCCCCGCCGGUCCCGCCGGGACAGGGAAGACGGAGACCACCAAGGAUAUGGGCAGAUGUCUGGGGAAAUAUGUGGUUGUCUUUAACUGCUCAGAUCAGAUGGACUUCAGAGGAUUAGGACGUAUCUACAAAGGCUUGGCUCAGUCUGGCUCAUGGGGCUGCUUUGACGAGUUCAACAGAAUUGAGCUGCCCGUGCUGUCAGUGGCUGCUCAGCAGAUCGCCAUUGUACUGACGUGUAAGAAGGAGAGGAAGAAGAACUUCAUCUUCACUGAUGGAGACAAUGUGGACAUGAACCCUGAGUUUGGAAUCUUCUUGACUAUGAACCCUGGUUAUGCUGGACGCCAGGAACUGCCAGAGAAUCUGAAGAUCAAUUUCCGUACAGUCGCCAUGAUGGUACCGGAUCGUCAGAUUAUCAUCCGCGUCAAGCUUGCCAGCUGUGGUUUCAUAGAGAACAUUGUGCUGGCUAGAAAGUUCUACAUCCUGUAUAAACUUUGUGAGGAACAGCUUACAAAACAGGUCCACUACGACUUUGGUCUGCGUAACAUCCUCUCCGUGCUGCGUACCCUGGGUACCAACAAGCGUGCCAACCCCAACGACACAGAACAGACCAUUGUCAUGCGUGUCCUUCGUGACAUGAACCUGUCCAAACUGGUGGAUCAGGACGAGCCACUGUUCUUGUCUCUGAUUAACGACUUGUUCCCAGGGAUCACCCUGGACAAGGCAGGGUACCCUGAGCUGGAGAACGCCCUGAAGAUCAGAGUGGAGGAAGUGGGACUGGUGUACCACGCACCCUGGGUCCUCAAGUGUAUUCAGCUCUUUGAGACCCAGCGUGUCCGUCACGGUAUGAUGACACUGGGGCCGAGUGGCGCUGGGAAAACCAAGUGUAUCUACAGCCUGAUGAAAGCCAUGACAGACUGUGGGGAACCCCAUAGAGAAAUGAGGAUGAACCCCAAGGCUAUCACAGCACCCCAGAUGUUUGGUCGGCUGGAUGUGGCGACCAAUGACUGGACAGACGGUAUCUUCUCUACACUGUGGCGGAGGACUCACAGGGCUAAGAAAGGAGAACACAUCUGGCUCGUCUUGGAUGGUCCAGUCGACGCCAUCUGGAUUGAAAACCUGAACUCUGUCCUGGAUGACAACAAGACCCUGACUUUGGCCAAUGGUGACCGUAUCCCCAUGGCAACAUUGUGUAAGAUCAUCUUUGAGCCACACAACAUUGAUAAUGCCUCUCCAGCCACUGUGUCUAGGAACGGCAUGGUGUACAUGAGUAGCUCUGGAAUGGAUUGGAACCCUAUCCUCUCCGGUUGGCUGAACACGCGGUCAGUGGGAGAGUCGAGUAUCCUGAUGUCGCUGUUUGAGUCAUCUUUCCCAGAGGUCUGGAGGUUUGCCACACAGAAUCUGGUCUUCAAGAUGGACACCAUGGAGGCCUUUGUCAUCAACCAGGCUUGUAAUCUCCUCCAAGGACUCAUCCCUAACAGAGAAGACAAACAGACACUGUCCAAGGAACACUACGAGCACCUGUACGUCUUUACACUCAUGUGGAGCAUUGGCGCCUACCUAGAGUGGGACGACAGAGCCAAGAUGGAGGAAUUCCUACGCAACAAUGAAGAGAUAAGAUUGGAUCUACCAAACCUUGAUGGUUUCCCAGAUUCCACCAUGUUUGAUUUCUUAGUAGAGGAAAAUGGCACGUGGUCUCACUGGAACACCAAAGUGGAACCGUACCAUUACCCUCCAGACACCACCCCUGAGUACGGCUCCAUCCUGGUCCCCAACGUAGACAACGUCCGUACUGAGUUCCUCAUUCACACCAUCUCCAAGCAGGAGAAAGCUGUGCUGCUGAUAGGAGAACAAGGGACAGCCAAGACAGUCAUGAUCAAUGGCUACAUGGGGAAAUACAACCCCGAGGAGCACAUGGCCAAGUCGUUGAAUUUCUCAUCUGCGACGACGCCCUACAUGUUCCAGAGAACAGUGGAGAGUUAUGUAGACAAGAGAAUGGGCAGCACUUACGGACCUCCGGCAGGGAAGAAGAUGAGCGUGUUCAUUGAUGACGUCAACAUGCCAAUCAUCAACGAGUGGGGAGAUCAGGUAGCCAAUGAGAUUGUCCGCCAGUUGAUGGAGAUGAAAGGAUUCUACAGCUUGGAGAAACCUGGAGAUUUCACCACCAUUGUGGACAUGCAGUUCUUGGCAGCCAUGAUUCACCCUGGUGGUGGUCGUAACGACAUCCCACAGCGUCUGAAGAGACAGUUCACCAUCUUUAACUGCACGCUGCCUUCUAACCCGUCCAUUGACAAAAUCUUCAGCUGUAUUGGCGAGGGUCACUACUGCCAGGAAAGGGGGUUCUCGGAGGCUGUGAGGAAGUUGAUUGCAAGAUUGGUGCCUGUAACAAGACGACUUUGGCAGCUCACUAAGAUCAAGAUGUUGCCGACCCCUGCCAAGUUCCACUACAUCUUUAACUUGCGUGAUCUGUCCCGUAUCUGGCAGGGCAUGAUCAACACUGAGUUUGAGGUCGUUAAGGACGAGAAGACAGUCAUGGCGCUGUGGAAACAUGAGUGCUGCAGGGUCAUAUCUGACAGGUUCACAUCAUACGAUGACUACACCUGGUUUGUUAGCACCGUGUCUCGUGUGGUGAGAGAGGAUAUCGGAGAGGCCAAAGUCCCCAUGGUUGAGCUGGAACCCUGGUUUGGGGACUUCUUUAGAGAUGCCCCAGAGGCUACAGGGGACGAACCAGAGGAUGCAGACUUUGACAUGCCCAAGAUUUAUGAACCCAUUCCAUCAUUUGAAGCCCUGGAAGAGAGGCUUCGAUUCUUCAUGGCACAGUACAAUGAGAGCAUUAGAGGCGCUAACAUGGAUUUGGUGUUUUUCCGAGAUGCUAUGACACACUUGGUGAAGAUCUCUCGUAUCAUUCGUACACCACGUGGCAAUGCACUGCUGGUUGGCGUAGGAGGUUCUGGCAAACAGUCAUUGACAAAAUUGGCUUCCUUCAUUGCAGGAUACAAGAUAUUCCAGAUUACCCUGACUAGGUCCUACAAUGUGAGUAACCUGAUGGAGGACCUGAAGUACCUGUACAGGACAGCUGGUCAGCAGGGUCAGGGCAUCACCUUCAUCUUCACUGACCAGGAGAUCAAGGAUGAGGGCUUCUUGGAGUACCUGAACAAUGUGCUGUCCUCUGGUGUGGUCUCCAACCUGUUUGCCCGAGACGAGAUGGAUGAAAUUACCAUGGAGUUGAUCCCAGUCAUGAAGAAGGAGUUUCCGAGGCGACCACCCAGUAACGAGAACCUCUAUGAUUACUUCCUGUCUCGUACCAGGGCUAAUCUUCACGUCGUCCUCUGCUUCUCACCUGUUGGUGAAAAGUUCCGCAGCCGAGCACUGAAGUUCCCUGGUCUCAUCUCAGGCUGUACCAUGGACUGGUUCCAGCGCUGGCCCAAGGAUGCUCUGAUUGCUGUCGCUGACCACUUCCUGUCCAAGUUUGACAUCGAGUGUACGCCAGAGGUGAAGAAGCAGCUGAUCCAGGCCAUGGGGACUUUCCACGACGGCGUGGCUGAGAGUUGUGUGGAAUAUUUCCAGAGAUAUCGUCGCUCUACCCAUGUGACCCCCAAGUCGUACCUGUCCUUCUUGGCUGGGUACAAGACCAUCUACAGUGACAAGAGAGGAGAGAUUGGAGAGCUCUCUCAGAGGAUGCAAACUGGUCUUGAGAAGUUGGUAGAGGCCUCGGAGGCCGUGGGCGAGCUUAGUAAGGAGCUGGAAGUGAAGGAGAAGGAGCUGGCCAUAGCCUCGGCCAAGGCAGAGGAGGUACUGAAGACCGUCACCUCCAAGGCACAGGCUGCUGAGAAAGUCAAGAAUCAGGUACAAAAGGUCAAGGACAAGGCCCAGGCCAUUGUAGACAGCAUUGAAGCUGACAAAGCCAUCGCGGAGGGUAAACUUGAGGCUGCCCGCCCUGCCCUGGAGGAAGCUGAAGCUGCCCUGAAAACCAUCAAACCAGCUGACAUAGCCACUGUGCGAAAACUUCUGAAUCCCCCCCACUUAAUUAUGAGGAUCAUGGACUGUGUGUUGAUCUUGUUCCAGCGCAGAGUGAAUCCUGUGGAAGUGGACAAGGACAGACCUUGUGUCAAACCCUCCUGGGGAGAGUCCUUGAAGAUGAUGGCAGGUGGUGGCCUCCUCACACAACUUGUAGAGUUCCCCAAAGACAGCAUCAACGAGGAAACAGUGGAACUCCUGGCUCCGUACCUGGAUAUGGAGGAUUAUAACCUGGAGACAGCGAAGAAGGUGUGUGGUAAUGUGGCCGGGUUGUGUUCCUGGACGCAAGCAAUGGCCUACUUCUUUACCAUCAACAAGGAGGUCCUGCCAUUGAAGGCAAACUUGGUUGUUCAAGAGGCUCGCCUCAAUGUGGCCAUGACUGACCUGAAUGCUGCCCAAGCUCAGCUGGAUGAGAAAGAGGCUGAGCUGCGGGAAGUGCAGGCCAUGUAUGACAAAGCUAUGAGAGAAAAACAAGCAUUGAUUGAUGAUGCAGAGAACUGUCGUCGCAAAAUGAGCGCGGCGUCUGCUCUGAUUACGGGUCUGGGCGGUGAGAAGGUCAGGUGGACGGAGCAGAAUAAAGAGUUCAAGGCGCAGAUUGGAAGACUAGUUGGUGACAUCCUGAUGUCGACGGCCUUCCUGUCCUACUCCGGCCCCUUCAACCAGGACUUCCGCCAGCUCCUCAGCAAAAACUGGCAGAAGGAAUGUAAGACCAGGAAGAUUCCAUUCACUGCCAACCUCAAUGUCAUUGACAUGCUGGUCCUACCCACCACUAUUGCGGAGUGGAACUUGCAAGGACUGCCCAAUGAUGACCUGUCCGUCCAGAAUGGUUUGAUAGUGACCAAGGCUUCCCGCUACCCUCUCCUAGUGGACCCUCAGGGUCAGGGGAAGAACUGGAUCAAGAACAGAGAGGGAGGGAAUGAGUUACAGAUCUCCAACCUGAACCACAAAUAUUUCCGCCAACACCUGGAGGACGCCCUGUCUCUGGGACGUCCACUCAUCAUAGAGGACAUCGGCGAGGAACUGGACCCUGCUCUGGACAAUGUCCUGGAGAAGAACUUUAUCAAAUCAGGUAAAACCCUGAAGGUGAAGGUGGGAGACAAGGAGGUGGAUGUAAUGGAUGGGUUCACACUGUAUAUCACCACCAAGCUGCCCAACCCCAGCUAUACCCCUGAGGUGUCUGCCAAGACCUCCAUCAUUGACUUCACAGUCACUAUGAAGGGUCUGGAGGAUCAGCUGCUGGGACGGGUCAUCCUCACUGAGAAAGCUGAACUGGAGAGUGAGAGGGUCAAACUAAUGGAGGAUGUGACGGCAAACAAGAGAAAGAUGAAAGAACUGGAAGAUAACCUUCUGUUCAGGCUAACAAGUACACAGGGCUCGCUGGUGGAUGACGAAGACUUGAUCAAUGUCCUUCACACCACAAAAGCCACGGCCCAAGACGUCAGUCAGAAACUUCAAAUUGCUGCUGAAACUGAGGUCAAAAUCACCGCUGCUCGUGAGGAGUACCGACCAGUCGCCACCAGAGGGAGCAUCUUGUACUUCUUGAUCACUGACAUGAGCAUGGUGAGCUGCAUGUACCAGACAGCUCUCAAACAGUUCCUGGGACUUUUUGAUCUCUCCAUGGAGCGUUCUAUGAAGUCGCCUAUCACCCAGAAACGUAUCUCAAACAUCAUCGAGUAUAUGACAUUUGAGGUGUGGAAAUAUGCAGCGCGCGGUCUGUAUGAGGAGCAUAAGCUGAUGUUCACACUGCAGCUCGCACUGAAAAUUGACAUGCAGGCAGGGAAGAUUAAGCAUGAGGAGUACCAGACAUUUAUUAAGGGUGGCGCUGCCCUUGAUUUGAAUGUUGUGACCCCCAAACCAUGCAGAUGGAUCCUUGAUCUCACUUGGUUGAAUCUGGUAGAACUGAGCAAUCUUCACCAGUUUUCUGGCAUCCUGGACCAAGUCUCCAGAAAUGAGAAACAGUGGAAGCAGUGGUUUGAUAAAGAUGCCCCAGAGGAGGAGGUGAUUCCUGACGGCUACAAUAAUUCCCUGGACGUUUUCCGUCGUCUGCUCUUGGUGAGGAGCUGGUGUCCAGAUCGCACACUCCCCAUGGCGAAGAAAUAUAUUGCUGAUACUCUUGGAGAGAAAUAUGCAGAAGGUGUCAUUCUUGACGUGGAGAAAAUGUGGGAGGAGUCAGAUCCAAGGACGCCUCUGAUUGGUCUGCUGUCAAUGGGCUCUGAUCCAACCAAUAGCAUUGAAGCUCUCGCCAAGAAACACAAACUUGAAUGUGGCGCCAUCUCCAUGGGUCAAGGUCAAGAGGUCCACGCCAGGAAACUUCUGACCAAGCUGAUGUCUCAGGGUGGCUGGGCUCUCCUCCAGAACUGUCAUCUGUGUCUGGUGUAUGUGAUGGAGCUGCUGGACCUGAUGACGGAGACGGAGAACAUCCAUGAGGACUUCAGGUUGUGGGUGACCACAGAGGUGCAUCCGAAAUUCCCUAUUGGUUUCCUACAAAUCUCCAUUAAGUUCUCCAAUGAGCCCCCACAGGGUAUCAAGGCAGGGCUGAAGCGUUCCUACGCUGGCUUCACGCAGGAUUUCUUGGACGUGUCCAACAUGCCUCAGUGGAAGCCAAUGUUGUACGGUGUCGCCUUCCUUCACACCACAGUACAGGAGAGAAGGAAGUUUGGACCUCUUGGGUGGAAUAUUCCAUACGAGUUCAACACCUCGGACUUUAAUGCCAGUGUCCAGUUUGUUCAGAAUCAUCUUGAUGACAUGGACAUUAAGAGGGGAGUAAGCUGGAACACUGUACGCUACAUGUUUGGUGAAAUCCAAUAUGGCGGCAGAGUGACAGACGACUACGAUAAACGUUUGCUGAAUACCUUCUGCCGUGUGUGGUUUGGAGACCACAUGUUUGGUGCAAACUUCAACUUCUACAAGGGUUAUACCAUCCCUAAGUGCACUAAGCUGGAUGACUACAUGACCUUCAUCCAAAACCUGCCCCUGGCUGACACCCCUGAGGCCUUUGGUCUACACCCCAAUGCUGACAUCACAUACCAGACCAAGACAGCCAAGAACAUCCUAGAUUGUAUCCUCAGCAUUAUGCCUAAGGACAGCGGAGGUGGCAGCGGUGAGACUCGUGAGUCUGUCGUGUUCCGUUUGUCAGACGACAUGUUGGAAAAACUCCCCAAUGACUACAUUCCCUUCGAAGUCAAGGCACGUCUGCAGAAGAUGGGCGCUUUGCAGCCCAUGAAUAUCUUCCUGCGCCAGGAGAUAGACCGCAUGCAAAAGGUUAUUACCACUGUGCGCACAACUUUGACGGAUCUAAAACUGGCAAUAGAGGGCACUAUUAUCAUGAGUGAGAGUUUGAGAGAUGCGCUGGAUUGCAUGUACGAUGCCCGUAUACCUGCAGCUUGGAAAAAGAUCUCAUGGGAGUCCAGCACACUUGGGUUCUGGUUUACUGAGCUGAUUGAGAGAAACAACCAGUUCAGUAACUGGUGCUUUGAAGGACGACCAAACACUUUCUGGAUGACAGGCUUCUUUAACCCUCAGGGUUUCCUCACUGCUAUGAGACAGGAGGUGACAAGAGCCCACAAAGGCUGGGCGCUGGAUACAGUCGUCCUCCACAAUGACGUCACACGCUACAUGAAAGAUGACAUCAACCAACCACCAGCAGAGGGCGUUUACGUCCAGGGUCUCUUCCUGGAAGGUGCAUCCUGGGAUAGACGUGGAUGCAAACUCAUUGAGCCGAAGCCCAAGGUGCUCUACGAGCCCAUGCCAGUCAUUCACAUCUAUGCCAUUAACAGCACUGGUGGCCAUGACCCGCGCAUGUAUCUCUCGCCAAUUUACAAGAAACCGAGAAGAACUGACUUGACCUACAUCGCCGAGGUGGAGUUGAAGACGACCCAGAAUCCAGACCACUGGAUCCUCCGCGGUGUGGCAUUGUUGUGUGAUGUGAAGUAGAGAGAUUGGUACUCAACUACAGCGUUGUUAAUGGUACUGUCCACGUUAAUGCUGUUGUUGUUAAUACUGACUGUAUUGGUUAAUACUGCUGACACUGCUACAAAACUUACAUGUAAACUUGUGUAUUUCGCAUUCAGGAACAAGACUUUUCUCUAUGCAGUGGCCAUUUUUACUUAGACCCCAUGGAGUCUAUGUAACAUACACGUAUUAAGGACAUUGAGUAGCUUUGCUUUCUGACAAUCAAAAAUGUUUUUCUAAUAAGUUUUAUUAAUGUAUAAUGCAAAUGUAUCAUACACACUUACUGUUUGACAUAGUUUGACCCUGUAUCAAUUUGACGUUGUUCUCGACAGCAGCCAUCUUUGAGUUUUUACAAAUCACUAAUUUUUAAGCACAAAUGUAUGCUUUGGUACCCAGGAGAGUAUAUUUGUCCUGAUAUACCCCUGUAAAUGUUUAUGUAAACCCCAGUAUAUAGUACUAGUACAAAACAGAGCAGCCCAGCCAUUAUAAAUUACGAUAUGUUUUUUUGCCUACCAGGCCCAGUAUUUAAUUUUCUAAAUGUUAUCAUGUUGUACUGGACUGUAAAAAUCAAUGGAAUUUACCUUUGAGAAUCAUAAUGGAAAAUAUAUUCAUAUUUCUAAUGGAAAGUGACUUUACAUUUUUCACAGCUUUCACUUCAGUGAACUCAUAUUUCCUAUAAGCUUUAUUUAAGUCCAUACAAAAUGUGAGGUUGAAUUUUCCAGGGUUCUCUCAAAGGAAUAUAAUACUGAAUUCUCCGUCUGUAUUCGCCAGAGGCUAUAUUUGUUCCUUCACUUAUUUUGAUUUCAGAGGUGUUGAUUUCUGUGUUGUUUCCUGUCAGAAGUCAAAUCUUGUUAUGAAUUGACAGCAUGGCAUGGGAGAGUAAAGUAAGCUGAAAACAAUCAUUUUUUCAUUUAACACUGUCAAUAUCUGAAAGCCAGAUUAUGUAUAUAUUUAAUUCCCCUAUGCAAUGUUUGGACCUGGUGAAUGGAUAAAUAUUACAGAUGAUUUUAUACAUGUUUUAGUGCCGUGUUCUUACUGAAGUGGCCCUGGCUAUGUAUAUGCAUAAGGUUAUGGUUGCCUGAUGUGUUUUUGCUAUAUAUUUACUGGUAUAUACUUAUAAAUAUACAUAUACUUAACUGUGAUCAAUGCCCUACCUUCACUUUUUGCCUGGGUAAACAUGAUUUAUUUACAAAACUUUUAAGUGUCAGUGAAUAUUUUGCUACUCUUAAUUGUAAGUGACUAUUGAAUUAAAAUUUCAAAGUUAUAUAUUCUGCAUAUUUUAGCUAAUAUUUAAGAGUAUUUUGAAUAUUUUAAAAUUGCUUGCUUUGUAUAAUGGCAAUUUUUUAAUCAU